Messenger RNA from Penicillium cataractarum, 1179 nucleotides. RefSeq names its product transcriptional regulator family TF. Lineage: Eukaryota; Fungi; Ascomycota; Eurotiomycetes; Eurotiales; Aspergillaceae. The transcript has 3 exons. Bases 1 to 1179 code for a protein of 392 amino acids. Gene Ontology annotation, molecular function: transcription cis-regulatory region binding; DNA-binding transcription factor activity. Gene Ontology annotation, cellular component: nucleus. The record is from RefSeq and is a predicted model, not a curated record. Gene Ontology annotation, biological process: positive regulation of transcription by RNA polymerase II.
AUGUCUACAACAGAGGCUGCUAUUGUCCCCGCAUCUGAGCGAAUUGCCCCUCGGAUCGUGAAGAGGCGCGGGACCACUCGAGAGCGCACGGGAUGUCUGACAUGCCGGCAGAGCCCCUCUAGUCGCCGCCAUUUUCUCCGCUAUUACACGCAGACGUUUGCUAUGAUCCUCACGAAAUUCUACUCCGGCGUUACUGAUAUCAUUUCCACAGUAUUCCUCCCCAUGGCUAUGCAUAGCCCCUCCCUCCUAACCUCGCUAAUCGCUUGGUCCUCUUCCCAUUUGUCAUUACGUGACCCGUCGUUCGAACAGGUCGCCAUACGGAAUCGAUGUGCCGCUCUACAUGACCUGCGAGAGGCUUUAGAUUCCAAGAAUACCAAUAUGGAAAUCACUCUUGCCAUGUCAUUGGUCUUGUGCUCGUUGGAGAGCAUAAUGGCCGAUAACGGUCAUGCUUGGUACCUCCAUCUCGUAGGAGCUGCUAGGAUCAUUGCCUCUAAUUUCAAUUCCCUUGAGGUACUCGAAGAGUCACAUCGGAUUUCGCAACGCAUGAUUCAAAAGUUUGAAGAUGCGUAUGCAGGCCGUUGGUUACUCCGCAACUUUGCAUAUCGCGAUAUUGUCAUGUCCGUUGCGCGGGAUCGAGCGCCCCUGCUUAGCUCUUAUCACUUUUUGCAGCUAGAUGAGCCUCGACUACCUGACUCGCAUUUUGGGCUUGCGUCAGAGAUUUUGGAGAUUCUUGCUCUCAUCAGCACACUUCGGGAGCAAGUAAAAUCUUUGCUUUUCGCAAAUGCAGCGGGGCGUGAAUCUGAUGUGGGUGAAAUUGAUGAUCCCCAGCCAUCUAUUCAGCUAUCCGAGUUGACGGACAAGUUUACUUCACUCGAGGCUGGCCUUAUGGACUGGGAGUGUCCUUUAUCUCCAGAUAUGUCCCUGCGGCUACUGGCUGAGUCUUAUCGCAGCUCAGCUCUGAUUCAUUUGUAUCGUGUCAUGCGCCAGGCCUUUCAGAAUAAGGCGAACGAGCUGUCAACGAAGAUAACCACCCAGGUUGCAGUGAUCGUGACUAGUGUCGAGCAGAUGCCAAUGCGCUGUCUUCCAGAGUGCACGCUGCUCUUCCCGCUCUUUUUAGCAGGAGGGAAGCUACGCAAGACUCACAUAUCAAGUCAAUUCGAAAACGGAUGCUUGAUAUGA